This is a messenger RNA of Rangifer tarandus platyrhynchus (Svalbard reindeer), 6000 nucleotides long. NCBI's taxonomy places the organism in Eukaryota, Metazoa, Chordata, Mammalia, Artiodactyla, Cervidae. The record is from the annotation of a GenBank genome assembly.
AUGUGCGACUGCUUCCACGUGAUGCUGCCCACCUGGCCCGGAGCCCCCGGCAGCGUGUCCGGUCGGCAGCUGCGGCCUGGAGAGCCAGAUGCAGGAUCCGAGGAGGAGCGCUCGGUGACUGCAGGGCCGGGGCCCGAGCUCAUCCGUCCCCGGCCACAGGGCUCCUCGCCCGUCUACGAGUGCGUGACGGAGGGUGCUGGCUUCAGGCUCCCGGAAGACGCGCCGAGGAGGCGGAGGUCCUGGUGGAAGCGGGACUCAGGGGACUCGCGGACGUUUUCCAGGAUGAGCCACAUGGAGUCCACACAGGAUGGGACAGAAGUGACACUGAAGACGGAGGUGGAGGCUGGAGCCAGCGGCUACAGUGUCACGGGCGGUGGGGACCAGGGGAUCUUUGUCAAGCAAGUGCUGAAGGGCUCGUCAGCUGCCAAGCUCUUCAGCCUGAGAGAAGGGGAUCAACUGCUCAGUGCAACCAUAUUCUUCGACAACAUUAAGUAUGAAGAUGCUCUCAAAAUCCUUCAGUACUCAGAGCCCUACAAGGUCCAGUUCAAACUCAGACGGAGGCUUCCUGCCGGCGUGGCCGAGGAGGGCGCAGCCGGCAGUGCUGAGACUGGCCCGAGGGUCGGCGAGGAGCAGGACCAGGAUGUCGCUGAUGGCUGCACGGAGACCCCCACGAAGACGCCACAAGGGGACGGAGACCAGCAGAGGCUCCUCCCCACGCCCAGGGAGGGCAGGGGCCGGCGCGCACAGCGGGAGAGGCUUUCCUGGCCCAAGUUCCAAGCCUUGAAAAGCAAGCGAGGGCCCCGGAGGUCGCACAGCUCCUCAGAGGCCUACGAGCGGGGUCGGGGGCCCGACCUGUCACCCACCAGCACAGACACAGAGGCCCCGCUCCCCGCGGAGGAGGAGCCGGGCAGCCAGUGGAGGAGACGGUUCCCCAGCCUGAGGUUCAGGGCCGAGGUGACCGCGCCCUCGGUGCAGGCCGACAUCAAGACCCGUGAGGUCCGCGUGGAGCUGCCCUCGGCCGAGCUGGAGGUCAAGGCCGCCGAGGUGGGCGUCAAGCUGCCGGAGGCCCACCUGCCCGAAGCCGAGCUCAAGGAAGGGGCGGCGGGAGAGGGAAUCAAGGGCCACCUGCCCAAGGUGCAGAUGCCCAGCGUCAAGCUGCCCAAGGUGGACAUCAAGGCCCCGCAGGUGGACAUCGAGGGGCCCAAGCUGGACCUGAAAGGAAGCAAGGCCGAGGUGGCCGCCCCCGACGUGGAGGUGUCGCUGCCCAGCGUGGAGGUGGACACCCCGGCCGCGGGCGCCAAGCUGGAGGGCGACCUGGCCCUGGGGGACAAGGAGGUGGCCGCCCGAGACAGCAAGUUCAAAAUGCCCAAGUUCAAGAUGCCAUCCUUCGGCGUGUCGGCGCCCAGCAAGGCCGUCGAGGCCGCCGUGGACGUGUCCCUGCCCAAGGCCCAGGCCGAGGUGACCGCGCCCUCGGUGCAGGCCGACAUCAAGACCCGUGAGGUCCGCGUGGAGCUGCCCUCGGCUGAGCUGGAGGUCAAGGCCGCCGAGGUGGGCGUCAAGCUGCCAGAGUCCCACCUGCCCGAAGCCGAGCUCGAGGAAGGGGCGGCGGGAGUCAGAAUCAAGGGCCACCUGCCCAAGGUGCAGAUGCCCAGCGUCAAGCUGCCCAAGGUGGACAUCAAGGCCCCGCAGGCCGAGGUGACCGCGCCCUCGGUGCAGGCCGACGUCAAGACCAGUGAGGUCCGCGUGGAGCUGCCCUCGGCCGAGCUGGAGGUCACGGCCGCCGAGGUGGGCGUCAAGCUGCCGGAGGCCCACCUGCCCGAAGCCGAGCUCAAGGAAGGGGCGGCGGGAGUCGGAAUCAAGGGCCACCUGCCCAAGGUGCAGAUGCCCAGCGUCAAGCUGCCCAAGGUGGACAUCAAGGCCCCGCAGGUGGACAUCAAGGGGCCCAAGCUGGACCUGAAAGGCACCAAGGCCGAGGUGGCUGUCCCCGACGUGGAGGUGUCGCUGCCCAGCAUGCCCAGCGUCAAGCUGCCCAAGGUGGACAUCAAGGCCCCGCAGGUGGACAUCAAGGGGCCCAAGCUGGACCUGAAAGGCACCAAGGCCGAGGUGGCCACCCCCGACGUGGAGGUGUCGCUGCCCAGCGUGGAGGUGGACACCCAGGCCGCGGGCGCCAAGCUGGAGGGCGACCUGGCCCUGGGGGACAAGGAGGUGGCCGCCCGAGACAGCAAGUUCAAAAUGCCCAAGUUCAAGAUGCCGUCCUUCGGCGUGUCGGCGCCCAGAAAGGCCGUCGAGGCCGCCGUGGACGUGUCCCUGCCCAAGGCCCAGGGCGAGGUGACCGCGCCCUCGGUGCAGGCCGACGUCAAGACCAGUGAGGUCCGCGUGGAGCUGCCCUCGGCCGAGCUGGAGGUCACGGCCGCCGAAGUGGGCGUCAAGCUGCCGGAGGCCCACCUGCCCGAAGCCGAGCUCAAGGAAGGGGCGGCGGGAGUCGGAAUCAAGGGCCACCUGCCCAAGGUGCAGAUGCCCAGCGUCAAGCUGCCCAAGGUGGACAUCAAGGCCCCGCAGGUGGACAUCAAGGGGCCCAAGCUGGACCUGAAAGGCACCAAGGCCGAGGUGGCUGUCCCCGACGUGGAGGUGUCGCUGCCCAGCGUGGAGGCGGACACCCAGGCCGCGGGCGACAAGCUGGAGGGCGACCUGGCCCUGGGGGACAAGGAGGUGGCCGCCCGAGACAGCAAGUUCAAAAUGCCCAAGUUCAAGAUGCCGUCCUUCGGCGUGUCGGCGCCCAGCAAGGCCGUCGAGGCCGCCGUGGACGUGUCCCUGCCCAAGGCCCAGGCCGAGGUGACCGCGCCCUCGGUGCAGGCCGACGUCAAGACAAGUGAGGUCCGCGUGGAGCUGCCCUCGGCCGAGCUGGAGGUCACGGCCGCCGAAGCCCUGCAGGUGGACAUCAAGGGGCCCAAGCUGGACCUGAAAGGCACCAAGGCCGAGGUGGCCACCCCUGACGUGGAGGUGUCGCUGCCCAGCGUGGAGGUGGACACCCAGGCCGCGGGCGCCAAGCUGGAGGGCGACCUGGCCCUGGGGGACAAGGAGGUGGCCGCCCGAGACAGCAAGUUCAAAAUGCCCAAGUUCAAGAUGCCGUCCUUCAGCGUGUCGGCGCCCAGAAAGGCCGUCGAGGCCGCCGUGGACGCCGCGGGCGCCAAGCUGGAGGGCGACCUCGCACUGGAGGACAAGGAGGUGGCCGCCCGAGACAGCAAGUUCAAAAUGCCCAAGUUCAAGAUGCCGUCCUUCGGCGUGUCGGCGCCCAACAAGGCCGUCGAGGCCGCCGUGGACGUGUCCCUGCCCAAGGCCCAGGCCGAGGUGACCGCGCCCUCGGUGCAGGCCGACGUCAAGACAAGUGAGGUCCGCGUGGAGCUGCCCUCGGCCGAGCUGGAGGUCAAGGCCGCCGAGGUGGGCGUCAAGCUGCCGGAGGCCCACCUGCCCGAAGCCGAGCUCAAGGAAGGGGCGGCGGGAGUCGGAAUCAAGGGCCACCUGCCCAAGGUGCAGAUGCCCAGCGUCAAGCUGCCCAAGGUGGACAUCAAGGCCCCGCAGGUGGACAUCAAGGGGCCAAAGCUGGACCUGAAAGGCACCAAGGCCGAGGUGGCCACCCCUGACGUGGAGGUGUCGCUGCCCAGCGUGGAGGUGGACACCCAGGCCGCGGGCGCCAAGCUGGAGGGCGACCUGGCCCUGGGGGACAAGGAGGUGGCCGCCCGAGACAGCAAGUUCAAAAUGCCCAAGUUCAAGAUGCCGUCCUUCGGCGUGUCGGCGCCCAGCAAGGCCGUCGAGGCCGCCGUGGACGUGUCCCUGCCCAAGGCCCAGGCCGAGGUGACCGCGCCCUCGGUGCAGGCCGACGUCAAGACCAGUGAGGUCCGCGUGGAGCUGCCCUCGGCCGAGCUGGAGGUCACGGCCGCCGAGGUGGGCGUCAAGCUGCCGGAGGCCCACCUGCCCGAAGCCGAGCUCAAGGAAGGGGCGGCGGGAGUCGGAAUCAAGGGCCACCUGCCCAAGGUGCAGAUGCCCAGCGUCAAGCUGCCCAAGGUGGACAUCAAGGCCCCGCAGGUGGACAUCAAGGGGCCCAAGCUGGACCUGAAGGGCGCCAAGGCCGAGAUGGCUGCCCCCGACGUGGAGGUGUCGCUGCCCAGCAUGGAGGCGGACACCCAGGCCGCGGGCGCCAAGCUGGAGGGCGACCUCGCACUGGGGGACAAGGAGGUGGCCGCCCGAGACAGCAAGUUCAAAAUGCCCAAGUUCAAGAUGCCGUCUUUCGGCGUGUCGGCGUCCAGCAAGGCCGUCGAGGCCGCCGUGGACGUGUCCCUGCCCAAGGCCCAGGCCGAGGUGACCGCGCCCUCGGUGCAGGCCGACGUCAAGACAACUCCUGUCAAGGCUCAGGGGCCUCCGGGGUUAGAGGUGGAGGCGCCCGAACCUCUGGAGGCAGCUGAGAGGAGUGCAUCGUGUGUGGGCAUGCUAAAGAUAAACCUGGAUGGCAGGGGCCCGACGCCGCGCCCGCCUCCUCCGGGGGCAGCUCCUGCGGGCCUGUCCACUUCCGAGGCCAGGGUCCGCCCGGGCGAAGGUUCCCUUCCGCUUCGGAUGCCCAGCGGGGCACUUCUGGAAACCAAAGGUCCUCCUGCUGGGCCUGUAGGCCUGGACCUCGCUGAGGGAGAGGGGAGGGCGGAGAAAUGGUCCUCCCAGCCCGAAGGCCCUGUUAAACUGAAGGUGUCCAGGACCGACGGGCCGUCCCAGGUUUCCGUGGUCAGCGUGGGUCAGCCCUGGGAGGGCUCCGUGGUAACUGUCAGACUACCCAGGCUGAGCAUGCCGAGGUUCGCCUUCCCUGACCCCGGCUCGGAGGCUGACGUCUUCAUCCCCACUGUGCGGGAGGUGCAGUGUUCCGGGAGCAGCCUGGACGACGCCUUGCGCACGGAGAGCCCGGGAGCUUGGGGCGCCAGCAUCCUGAAGGCCGGCGCUGGCACCCCCGAGGAGGAGCCCGUGGCCUUUGACCUCUCCCCAGAAGCUUCCAGGGUCCGAGUGCACAUUCACGGUGCUCAGGGAGAGGGUCCCGGGGUCGGCGUACAUGGCGUGGUGACGGCAGAGCUGGCCGACCUCUUGGGACCCGAGGCCGUUUCCACCCAGGUUGUGCGGGAAUCAGAGAUCCCCGCAUCCGAGAUCCAAACCGCUUCUUACGGAUUUUCAUUGCUGAAAGUGAAGAUCUCUGAGCCCCCCACACAGGGGAGGGUCCGAGACUCCCGGCCAACGGUGGGCUCCUUGCAGGAGGCUCCCGAAGAAGCCGGCCCCAGAGCAGACCCCGUUUCUGGAGGCCUGCAGCCAGACCCCGGAGAACCAUUUGAAGUGAUCGCGUCCAGCGUCAGCGUACCUGGAGGCCCAGCGCUCACCGCCGACCUGCGCGCUGGGCACGCGGGUGUGGAGAGCUGCUCCGACGAGGAGCCCGCAGAAAUCCUCGAAUUUCCCCCCGAAGAGGAUGGUGAGGAGGCUGCCGAGGGCCUGGCCGAAGGAGACCAGGCUCCGAAGGAGAAGCCGGAAGGUAAGAGGUCUUCCGGUCUGUUCCGAUCUUGGCUUCCCAGCAUCAGUUUCUCUUCUUCCUCCGAAGAGACACGUGCUGACUCCAAAGAUGAAGUCCGUGGGCCAGCCCUCAUCCAGACCCCGCCGAGUUCGCAGCCCGAGGCAGAGCUGCCCAAGAAACCCGAGAAGGCGGGCUGGUUCCGAUUCCCCAAGUUAGGGUUCUCCGCCUCCCCCACCAAGCAAAGCAAGAGCUUGGAGGACGAGGCGGCUCCGGCAGAGCAGAAGCUCCAAGAAGAAGCCGCCACCUUCUUUGACGCCCGUGAGAGCUUCUCCCCCGAAGACAAGGAGCGGGGGGUGCCGGGCGCCGGAGCCAUGGUCACGUCCACGGCCAGGACGGAGCUCAUCCUGCUGGAGCCGGACCCGGGGGCCCCGGACGAGCCUGCGCCCGUGCCCGCUGCCCAGUGA